Molecule: messenger RNA, 975 nt
Organism: Rosa rugosa (rugosa rose)
Lineage: Eukaryota; Viridiplantae; Streptophyta; Magnoliopsida; Rosales; Rosaceae
Product: protein LOL1
Exons: 6
Coding region: 259-708 (149 amino acids)
Source: RefSeq, a predicted model, not a curated record
CCAAACUCUUCAACUGAAUUGCAUAAGCUUGUGUAUUGUUGCCAUGCUUCUUUCUUUCUGGGCAACUUCAUCUAACUUCAGCUAUAGUAUUGAGUAUUCCAUGCUUAUGUUUUGCAUUACUGGACCAACACGCAUAUGUUUCACCUAUUGGGUUUUUGAUAUGUUAAGAACGUAAUGUCCCCAGUUUCUGAGGCAGUAGGCUUUUAGAAGCUGAGAAGGAAAGAGAGAGAGAGAGAACUUUGAGAUUUCAUAUAUAUAAUGCCAGUUCCACUUGCCCCAUAUCCAACACCUCCAGCACCUUAUACACCACCUGCUACUGCUGCUGCAAAUGGUGCACAAAGCCAGCUCGUCUGCUCUGGAUGUCGGAACCUUUUACUCUAUCCAGUCGGAGCCACCUCAGUAUGCUGUGCUGUUUGUAAUGCAGUCACUGCUGUGCCACCUCCUGGCACAGAAAUGGCACAGCUGGUCUGUGGAGGCUGCCACACCUUACUCAUGUAUAUACGUGGAGCAACAAGCGUACAAUGUUCUUGCUGUCACACUGUCAAUCUAGCCUUAGAAGCAAAUCAGGUGGCACAUGUGAAUUGUGGGAACUGCAGGAUGCUACUAAUGUACCAAUAUGGGGCAAGAUCUGUGAAAUGUGCGGUUUGCAAUUUUGUGACAUCAGUUGGGGUCUCGACGAGCACUGCUGAACAGAAAUUCACCAACUAAAGUUAUCAUACACCUAAAGCUGGCAAGUACAGAUGCUUCAACUUAGGUUUGCAUCUUACAGUAUCCCUAGUUUCCAUGAUUGCAUCUCUAAGUGAUAGCAGAUCAAUCUCUUGCUAUUCACAUGUAUAGAGUUGAUUUUUUCCUUGCGUGAUCGAUGGUCUUAUGAAUAAUGUAGUAAUGUAAGAUUGGGUGUAUGAGAAGAAUUCUACAAGCUAUGAUGAAGAUUCUGAGUGCAUUAGAUAAGGAUAAAGUUCAUUUUUCCUUCUA